Harpia harpyja (harpy eagle) is the source of this 2113-nucleotide messenger RNA. It is a transcript of the gene TPM2, whose product is annotated as tropomyosin 2. NCBI's taxonomy places the organism in Eukaryota, Metazoa, Chordata, Aves, Accipitriformes, Accipitridae. Gene Ontology annotation, biological process: muscle contraction; actin filament organization. Gene Ontology annotation, cellular component: actin filament. Bases 110 to 961 code for a protein of 283 amino acids. Gene Ontology annotation, molecular function: actin filament binding. The record is from RefSeq and is a predicted model, not a curated record. The transcript has 9 exons.
AAGCCGGGGGGCUCAGUGCCGGUGCUCCCGCCGCCCCCGGUGCUCCCACCGCCCCCGGUGCUCCGCUCCUCGCCGCCGCUCCGCGCCCCGUCGCCCGCCCGCCGCCACCAUGGAAGCCAUCAAGAAGAAGAUGCAGAUGCUGAAACUGGACAAGGAGAACGCCAUCGACCGUGCCGAGCAGGCGGAGGCUGACAAGAAGCAAGCAGAGGACCGCUGCAAGCAGCUGGAGGAAGAGCAGCAGGGUCUGCAGAAGAAGCUGAAGGGCACGGAGGAUGAGGUGGAGAAGUACUCCGAGUCUGUCAAGGAGGCCCAGGAGAAGCUGGAGCAGGCGGAGAAGAAAGCUACAGACGCUGAGGCUGAAGUGGCUUCUCUGAACCGCCGUAUCCAGCUGGUGGAGGAGGAGCUGGACCGAGCCCAGGAGCGCCUGGCCACUGCCCUGCAGAAGCUGGAGGAAGCUGAGAAGGCAGCAGAUGAGAGCGAGAGAGGCAUGAAGGUCAUCGAAAACAGGGCCAUGAAAGAUGAGGAGAAGAUGGAGCUCCAGGAAAUGCAGCUGAAAGAGGCGAAGCACAUCGCAGAGGAGGCUGACCGCAAAUACGAGGAGGUCGCCCGCAAGCUGGUUGUCCUUGAGGGAGAGCUGGAACGCUCGGAGGAGAGGGCAGAGGUGGCGGAGAGCCGAGUGAGACAGUUGGAAGAAGAGCUGCGGACCAUGGACCAGACUCUCAAAUCCCUCAUUGCCUCAGAGGAAGAGUAUUCCACCAAGGAGGACAAGUAUGAGGAGGAAAUCAAGCUUCUAGGGGAAAAACUGAAGGAGGCUGAGACCCGGGCGGAGUUUGCAGAGAGGUCUGUGGCGAAGCUGGAGAAAACCAUUGAUGAUCUAGAAGAGCGCUCCCGGCAGGAGGCUGAGAAAAACCGUGUUCUCACUAACGAGCUGCGGGUCAUCCUUACUGAACUUAACAACUGAGCUGCCCAGAGCUCCCUGCCCCAGCCCAGCCUCCCUGCCCCAUUUUGGCCAGGCUGGCUUGGGGCUGGGAGCCCCUACCCGCUCCCUGCCAGGACUAGGCAGGGUGGGGAGCCUUGGCUUAUGCCCCUGAGGGUAACUGCCCUGCUUGGGGGGGACAGGGAGCCUCUCUGCAGCUGGUCGGUUUUUCCUGGGAGAGGAAUGAGGGGUUUUGAGAUGUCGUGGGACGCCCACGUGGUGAUGGCUGUCCCCUGGCAUCAGCCUGGCCCUGCCGGGGAGGGAUGUGGUGGUUUCUAUCACUGCCUUCCUCCCCUUGUCCCAGGACUCAGCGGCCAGCCUCUUCCUCCUCACUCUGGUCACCCCAAACUGUGCAAGGAGGAUCCCCUCAGAGCAGGGUCCCUGCAGGGUGCUGGGAGGGCUGAGAUAGGAACUGGGGACCCAGCAGCACCCGCUGCCCCAAACUUGGGGCAGGGGACAGGGAAGAGCCCAGCAGGGAGUGCUGGGAGAUGAGGCUGAACAGGCAGAGCUCUCGUCCCAUCCCCGUCUCUGGAGGGAAGGAGGAUGCCAUCUGGAAGUGAACACUGGAGGAGGCUGCCUCGGCAGUAAGCUGCCUGGCAGAGCUCAUCCCUACAGCCUCUUUAGCUCUGCUCCUUCUCUGUCUGCCCACCCUUCUGGGCUCCUGUCUCACUCCUUUUCUUCAUGGAGCACCACUGGGUCAUGCAGCAGGCACUGGCUCUCCUCUUUCGCUGGCCAAGCAUUUGUGCACGUGCCCACAGCCAGCUGCUGGUGAUGCCCUGAGGCAGGAUGUGCUGGUGACUGGCCAAGGAAUGGUACCCGCCAGUGGUACCAGUGCUGCGGAGGGCCCAGCCAUGGGCAACCGGGCACCAUGGGAUGAUGGAAAUGCUGAAGAGCGGGGACUGCCUGCCCCCAGUGACUGGCCUGGCUGCCCCGGCAGGUCCUGGAGCAGCUGGGCUCAUCCCUGCCAGUGAUGGGGCUGUUUGCAUGCAGUCUGCUCCGCAGGGAUGCCCCACUUAGCUGGAGGUUGUCACUGUACUGAAAUGUCCAUCUCUGUGUGUGUCUGUGGCUGGUGUGGUGUGUGUGGGUCCGGCUGCACCUGGGUACACUUGGGCUGUGUCUGUGUGCGUGGCUGCGUGU